Paramuricea clavata is the source of this 179-nucleotide messenger RNA. The record is from the annotation of a GenBank genome assembly. NCBI's taxonomy places the organism in Eukaryota, Metazoa, Cnidaria, Anthozoa, Malacalcyonacea, Plexauridae.
GAGUAAGAAAAACGUUGGUUACGGGUAGCGUUCCAACCGAAAACUUGCCGGAGAAAAUCCAUGAAACGCCUAGACGUGAACGCCGAUCGCUUGUGAAGAAAGGUGAUAUUGCUGUCUUUGACCAGCCGUCAACAUCGUCUCAGCCUGAGACCCAAAAUUCAGAUAUUGACGAUUUUUAA